GUACCAACUAUAAGGGAAUUACUACCAAUGGCAGAACACAGAAUGUGUGUUAGACACAUUUGGUCUAAAUGGUUCAAGAACUGGAGAGGUGAAGAAAGGAGGAAACAAUUCUGGAGAUGUGCCAAAGCAUCUUAUGAAGUAAAAUUCAAGGAAGAACUGGAAGUAAUGAAUAAGCUUGGUUAUAAGAUAUGUGAAGACUUGUUGAAGUAUGAUAAAGAGUAUUGGUGUAGGGCAUACUUUAGAGAAGAUUCAAAGUGUGAUGUCAUUGAGAAUAACAUGUGUGAAAACUUCAAUUCUUGGAUAGUAGGUCCUAGGCACAAGUCUGUUAUAACUAUGUUGGAAGAAAUUAGACAUAAAAUCAUGAAUAGGACCAUUGAAAUGGGGAGGUUUGCUGAGACUUGGGUUACUGACAUUGCACCAAUGGCUAGGAUGAUACCGGAAGAGAACAAAGCCCUUUCUAGGAGGUGUAAGGUUAUGUGGAAUGCAGAACAUGGGUUUGAAGUUGAUGAAGGUGUGUACAGAUUUAUUGUUGAUUAUAGAACCAUGACAUAUACUUGUAGAUCAUGGAUGUUGAGGGGCAUUCCAUGUCAACAUGCAGUAUGUGCAUUCUAUGAUAGAGAAAUGGACCCAAUGAUUAUGUUGCCCACUGGUAUAGGAAGGAAACUUUUCUUAAAGCUUACCAGCAUUUCAUUCAACCAAUUCCCAAAAUGAAGAUGUGGUCGGAUUCAACAAAUCCAUCCAUAGAGCCUCCUGAACCUAAACAUAUGCCAGGUAGACCAAAGAGAUGUAGGAGAAAAGCCAAAGAUGAACCAAGAAAAAAGUAUGGUAAACUAUCAAAGAAAGGGGUAAAGAUGACUUGUUCAAACUGCCAACAAACAGGACACAACAAAUUUGGAUGCAUGAAAGGGCAUGUUCCAAGAAGUGCUACUCAACAAAGUCAAAAUAUGCCACCACCUCCACCAAAAUCAUCUCAGGAAAUACCAUCUCAACAAAGCAAUCCAUCCUCUAUAUGUGAGGAUACAAGUGUUGUCAAAAGACAAAGCAACAACCAAUCAAUUGGGAUUGGUAGAGGAAGAGGAAGAGGAAGAGGCCAUAGACUAUGUAGGGGAAAAGGAAGAGGAACUACACUAGGAGGAGGCUCGGCUAAUGAAGCAACCAUUGGACAUAAAAGGCCAAUGCAUACUGAUUUUGGGAUUUUCACUGACACUAUGACUGGAACUACUAUCCUGAAUCCUGGUAUAUCAGCUGGGACAUUCAAGGAUAUAUCUGCAACUAACAUAGACAUUGGAUUUAAGCUCCCCAUAUUGAAGUAUAAAGGAAGAAAUGCAAUGACAAGGUCACAACUUCAGCAAAUGAGUGCAGCAAGGAAAAAAGGUUCUUCAAGUCAAACAAGUUCAGCUGCAUCUACACUGUGA
Messenger RNA from Nicotiana tabacum (common tobacco), 1415 nucleotides. The record is from RefSeq and is a predicted model, not a curated record. NCBI's taxonomy places the organism in Eukaryota, Viridiplantae, Streptophyta, Magnoliopsida, Solanales, Solanaceae.